UGACAGAACAACAGCAGGCCCAGCAGGAGGACGGACGUCAAAUUUUAUUUCUAAUUUAAGGCACAACAUUUUCAACUUGAUCAAGCUUCAAAGAUGCGUCUUACCUCGAUUUUGAACGGCGCCCACUUUGGCAACCUUGCCAAAGUGCAUGGAAUUGUUACCUACAAGCUGUCACCCUUCGAGCAGCGCGCUUUUGCCGGUGCCAUCAGCAAGGGCCUGCCCAACAUUGUGCGACGCAUCCGCUCCAAUAUUUUUAUUGUAGCCCCCCCCUUCAUCAUUGGCUACCUCAUCUACGAUCUGACCGAGCGCCGCCAUACCGCUUUGUUGCGCAAGAAUCCCGCUGACUUUGCAAAUGAUGAAUAAAUCAACCAUUAGCUUACAUCCAUCUAGCAAAUACAUAGUGAUGUGAUUACAAAUGAAGAUAAAAAUAAACUAAUUAAUAAAACUAAUCCCAUUCACUGUUAAA
Molecule: messenger RNA, 466 nt
Organism: Scaptodrosophila lebanonensis
Lineage: Eukaryota; Metazoa; Arthropoda; Insecta; Diptera; Drosophilidae
Gene: UQCR-Q
Product: cytochrome b-c1 complex subunit 8
Exons: 3
Coding region: 94-363 (89 amino acids)
Biological process (GO): mitochondrial electron transport, ubiquinol to cytochrome c
Source: RefSeq, a predicted model, not a curated record